Cololabis saira (Pacific saury) is the source of this 4827-nucleotide messenger RNA. RefSeq names its product limbic system associated membrane protein (gene lsamp). The record is from RefSeq and is a predicted model, not a curated record. The coding region runs from base 320 to 1333 and encodes 337 amino acids. NCBI's taxonomy places the organism in Eukaryota, Metazoa, Chordata, Actinopteri, Beloniformes, Belonidae. The transcript has 8 exons. Gene Ontology annotation, cellular component: neuron projection.
ACGGGGAGGAUGAGGAGGUGGUAGUAGGGAGUUGUUUUUCCCAGAAUCUGAACUGGAGCCCAUCUCUCUGUGUCUGUUCUGGCUGUGCCGUCCCUUUACGCAGGGAGCGUUACGCACCAGUGGACUGGAGCGAGAACCACGCACUUUUUUCUUUCUCCCCUCCAAACUAUUUCGGGAAUCCAUCCACCUGGGGAGUUCUCUGGAUUUAAACACAGUGACAGAAGUCUGGACUACUCGACUUGGUUUCUCUCCCCCCCUUUUUUUUUCUCUCUUGGAUAUACCGCUGCUGAAAAGCGCACUUUCCAAUCCUUGCUCGAAGAUGCAAGUCGGACGCAAAUCGUGUUGGAGGCAGUUGCAGGCUUCUUUUUUCAGACUGCUGUGUCUUAUCCCCACAGGAUUCCCCGUCCGGAGCGUGGACAUGCAGCGGGCCACCGACAACAUCACCAUCCGCCAGGGAGACACGGCCAUCAUAAGGUGUUACGUUGAUGACAAAGUGUCUAAGGUGGCCUGGCUCAAUCGAUCCAACAUCAUCUUUGCCGGCCAGGACAAGUGGUCCCUGGAUCCCAGAGUAGACCUGGUGACCAAAGGGCAGCUGGAGUACAGCCUCCGCAUACAAAAGGUGGAUGUGUAUGAUGAAGGCUCUUACACCUGCUCCAUACAAACAAAGGAGCAGCCCAAGACCUCGCAGGUUUACCUCAUUGUACAAGUUCCAGCCAACAUCUACAAGGUGUCAGAAGACAUCAUAGUAAAUGAGGGCAGCAAUGUGACACUGAGUUGUUUGGCAACUGGCAGACCAGAUCCUGCAAUCACUUGGCGGCUGCUCAACCCUUCAGCAGAGCCACUAGAUGGAGAAGAGUACCUGGACAUUAUAGGCAUCAUGCGAAACCAGGCGGGUCGCUACGAAUGCAAGGCCAGUAACGACGUCGCAACGCCUGAUGUCAAGUAUGUCAACGUGGUCGUCAAUUACCCUCCAACAAUAAAGAGCACCAAGAGCUCGGAGACUCCCGUGGGCCGCCCGGGGACGCUGCAGUGUGAGGCCGUUGCCGUUCCCACACCAGAGUUUGAAUGGUACAGAGACGAAAAAAGGUUGUCCAACACCCAGGGCAUCAACAUCCAGACCAUCGGCGCCACCACCACUCUCAUGAUUAAUAACGUCACUGAAGAGGAUUAUGGGAACUACACCUGCGUGGCCUCAAACCGGCUGGGUGUCCAGAGCGCCAGCCUUUUUCUGUAUAGACCUGGUACAGGCCGAGACAUCAACGGCUCUGCUUGUGUAUCUCAAUCACUGUGGCUCCUCCUGGCCUCCUUUGUCUGCCUUUUCUUCAAGUGUUAAUACCACUCUCCUCCUCUCCUCCACCCCUUUCUUCUCUCCAACUCACCAACAUCCCAAUCGCUACUUUAUUACCAACCUUACUGCCUCCCGCCCCCAGACUUUUUGCAUAAUAUUACAAAAACCUUAUGUGCUCUCGAGCACUGCUUGCAGAUAGUAUAAAAAGUAAUGGUCUAUGAGUAAAACAGAUGUUUUAGGAACAAUAACGAAAACAAAAAGCCGUUAAACAAAGGACAGAACAAGCAUACAGUGUUCUUUUAAAGAAUUGUAUUGUUCUUUUUUAAAUGGUACGCACUUCUUUGUCUCUGCUAUAUCCUGUCUUUGGGUCUGGACUGGGCUGGAGAUCUGAUCUUUUUUCUUUUUUCUUUUUUUUUUCUCCAUGAAAACACUGGCACCCCCAACCACUGGGGUGCCAACCCAAUCAGCCGUCUCUCGGAGACUGAGGACAUGAACACACAUUUCUUCCUCCCCCAUAGAUGCGUUACGUUAACUUCAAAUGUAGAUUUAACAGCGUGUUUAACCGGUGCAUUAACAAACAAAGCAUCUGCCAAAUAUAUGUAGACAUUUUAAACUAACAUACAAAACUCAAAGGGAAGCUCCUGCAGCUGAUUUUUUUGUUUUCAUGAGAUUAAAGCUUGUUAUUUAAGUCUGUACAACUGUAAUCUGAAGCUACCAGACUGAAACAGAUUGAGCGCAUUAACCAGAGAGCUCUCCAGUCGUCAGUGACAUUUGGGUGGUUGUAGUUAAGCCCAGAAAUCAAGAAGCGGUAAAAAAGAAUCACCUUGAACCCAUUGAGCUAAAACACACAGAGUGCAAACCAGAGGAAAUUAGAUUAGAUAGUAAUAUCUACAUCCUCGUUUGGUGGCUUUGCAGCCACUAGCCUUGAUUUAAAAUGAAAAAAAGAAAAAGAUUCCUUCUUUUACAAGUGGACUAACAAAAAAACUACAAUAAUAAAAGCAGUGGGUUAUAAUAAUGUGUGGUGUACAUAGUCAAAUUUUGUAUUUCUCUUUGACAAGACGACGUGUGCCGCUACUGUUACACCAGUAACCAUAGAAAGGGUUGCAGUUUAUGCUUUUUAGGUCAUGAGUUUUAGGAUCAAUCUGCUAUACAGCUUCAAUUUGGAUAAAAAUGUAUGAGAGCAAUGAAUGGCUUACCUUUUAGUUUUUUUCUCUAUCUCAAAAAGUAUGAUUUAAUAUGAAAUUAAAUGAAAACAGUGAUAAUAAAUUGACAGGAUUUUUUUUUUCUGAGUUUACCUCAUUCAUUUCAGUUGUCUAUUUAUUUUGUGUACUGAAAUCAAAGAUCCGUCAGUAUGAAAAGACAAAUUUCCUGUGUCCACAUUUCUGAACAGGCUUUCAAUUUGUGAAGGUGUAAUGGGCCUUGGUUCAUGAGAACUGACAGGCCUGCUCUAUCAACUAAAGCCUAUUGGACAGCAACAUUUUUAAGAAAAAAAAAAAUAGUUCUUUGCAAUUGAGAUUGUAAGAGACAGGUGCUGACUGACAUCAGUGUAUUAAAAACUGAAAUCUGUGCUUAGCUUCCUGGGAUUCAAGAUGAGAGCAGAAAACGAAUAAAAACUGAAUGCAGCUGCCGUUGCAGCCGCGAGGCCACCUGUGCUGACCGAUAUGUUUUACAAAGUAAAAAACUAAUGAAAGGAAAUAGCUUUUCUCACCACGCCUUUGCCAGUGCUGUUCAUGACUAAAUUCAUUUCUGUGAAUAUAAUGGAUAAACGAAUGCUAGACGUGUCGAUGUGUUACAAAAGUGGAUGUGUCAAAGAGUGCAGUUCUCAGAGGAAGCAGCUGGGACGUGCAGCUGUUGAUGAGAUGCCGGUGCACUACAAGCUGCCUUCUACCCCCUUUAUUUUGGCCCAUUGUAUUGUGACUGAUUGGACUCGUGUGCUCAGCCCAGCUCUUCGACCAGAUCAACGUCGACAUCUCAGCUCUUCAGACAGCCACUGAGAGGGAGAGCAAGUGCUGCAAAACACGUGUGUCAUUAAUGUCAUCCUCGCCAUGCAUUAAAAGACUUUUUUCCAAUGCUCUUUAUUGUAAAUGCUUCGGAGGCCGUGAUUGUGUGAUGUAAUAGUGUGGAAAAGCGCUGAAACCCCGAACCCACCACAAUUUAACUCACACUCAAGUACUUCAAAAUAACGUUUCUGUCAGCACAAACAAUAUCUCACGAUCAGAUUCUUGGAGGUUGUCAUUCGUUUUAUCAUUAUUAUUAUUAUUAUUAUUAUUAUUAUUAUUAUUGCAAGUAACUCCUGAUGUGUUAUUUUUACCACUUGGAUUUUCAUGUUCAUCUGCUGCUGUCGCGAAAAAUGUUUUUCAUGAUCUGUUUGCAUGAAACCGGUCUGAGCAACCCGUCUACUCUGUCCAUGUGCUGCAUUUAAAGAUUACAUUAGUAAAAAAAAAAAAAGGAACUCAGGGCAGAGCAAGGCUGGGCAGAUGGGCGGAUUCACAUGUUUUUGGUCGUUUUUUUUCUUCUUCUUUAUUGACAGACUUCCAGAGCUGUGGCAAGAAUGUCCGUAUUAACCUCAGCAUUCACUUUAGCACCGGGAUGCAUGAUUUGCUGCAUAAAGGCAAACAAUGUGAGGAAUCUAAACUGAUUUAUUAUCUAUCCUUUUUAUCAUUGAGGUGAUUAUCUGGGGCUGGGCUCACCAUGUAGGGGUCCAGGUGCUUCCAUGCAGGUUAAAACCAGCUCAUAGGCACUGAUGUAAAAAGCCAUGGAGCUCUGUCUUGUCUGUAGGACAGAAAAAAGUAAAAAGAUCUGUCUUUGCAUUGCUCACAGAUACCAACCAUCAGCCUAUGGACACAGCACCAAUCCCUGCAGACAGGCCUGAAUAUCUGCUGAGAGCUGGGGGUACAUCUGUCCAGUUUAUUAUGAAGCAUUGUCUCAAAACAUCGCUCUCGCUUUACUGUACAAAAGUGGCUUAUGUAUGUGGCAUGUGCAUUCAUCUGAGUCUGAAGUUAUAUCCAUAUGAGGCAUGACAUUCACAAGGAAUUGGCCCAACAGCUGAUUGUCUGCUUUCUGUUCUUCAGUGGUUACAGAGGUAACCCUCUGUGUUUAAGUUGAGAUUCUUCUUUUCUCCCCUUCUCUGUGUGUAUAUAUACAGAAUUACGUUUCUACGGUAGAAUGUUGUAAAGGCAGUGAUUCCAUUCAAUCAUGUUUAUACAGCUUCACAUUUUAAAUAUUUAAAAAGUUUGUACUUCCCUUCCCUUUGUUGUGGGAAAUUAAAAUUCAACCAUGGAUUAUGAAGAAGAAAUGCCCCAUGUUUUUCUAUUUUUCUUUGCUUUAUUAAGGCAUAAGGUAAUUGCAGUAAAUUUCUUUAAAAAAAAAAUGUAUUAAAAGGUAUAUGAGAAAAUGUUAACAAAAUAAAGUUGUUUGAAUUCAGUGUUCUGUAUUUGAAUGUGACUUGAGAUGUUGGGGCAAGUAUCCAUUUUUAUUUUUGUGGAAUAGCUCAAAACACACAGGAUCUUAACGGUGCUGUUGCGUUAAUUGCCAUGUAA